Messenger RNA from Daktulosphaira vitifoliae (grape phylloxera), 3665 nucleotides. RefSeq lists its product as uncharacterized. The record is from RefSeq and is a predicted model, not a curated record. The transcript is spliced from 3 exons. Lineage: Eukaryota; Metazoa; Arthropoda; Insecta; Hemiptera; Phylloxeridae. The coding region runs from base 349 to 2592 and encodes 747 amino acids.
UGAAAGUACUAGUAUUUCUUUACAUAAUUGACAUUUAAACAUGUUGUGAAUAUCUAGUUUAUUUAUUGCUGAAAUUUUCCAAUUUUUUGUCACUAAGCAAGAUUAUUGUGUUCAUUGUUGCACUUUAGACCUUUUACAUUAUUUGAUAAUGAUCACAAUAACUGGAAAAUUUUGAUAAGUUUGGCUACUUUAGUAAUACGAUCAAUUUAUUAUCUAAUCAUUCGCCACUUUUAUUUACAACUUGUUUUUUUUACUCGUUUGUUCCGCGGUUCAUGCGUUUUGGUAUUGUUUAGUGUUUUUUAUUUAUUCAUUUAUUCAGCUUAAUUAAUUUUUUUGAGAUAUUUGAAAAUGACGCGAGAAUUUAUUUAUUUAAUUGGCCCAACUAAUAUUCAAAUUCUUGGCAGCAAAUUACCCUCCAUAGGUGACUGUAUGCGUGUAUUAUUUUAUAACAUGCGUUUUGCCAAAAUGACGUUGUCUGAAAGUUGUCUACUAGUAAUAGAGGAAUGUUUAAUUUUUUGGAGAAAAGCACGGAUUCCAACAAAAGAUAAAUCACACUGUGUAAAAAAGUUGAAAAAGGAAUAUGACGCUUGGAGGGCACUGGAAAAAAGUAAAAACCAUGGAAGCGAACAUCAAAAAAAUAAAGAAAAAAAUUAUAUAGAAAGUCUAAAUAAUCUUUUCGAUAUUGCUCAUCAAGAUGCACUAAAUAUAAUAAGUAUUGCAGAAGAUAGAAAAUUUUUGCUCUCACAGAGACUCCCCGGACGCCCCGGUUGUAUGCUUGGUGUAGAUAUGGUUCUUGAUGCUAAAGAAAAAAGAAAAGAAAAAAAAAUUGAAAAAGAAUUGAAUAAAAAAAGAAAACAUGAAUCAGAAGCCUUAAAGUUAUUCUCAGUUGAAACACUGUCAGAUAGGUCAGUAAGUUCGGAGGAGUUGAACAAUGAAAACCUGAUUUUAGAAGAACCUCAACCAGGUCCUUCUGGUACAAAUAGAGGCACAAUUCAGUUAAUUACACCUAGAUUAUCAGCUGCAUUAGACAAAUGCAAAAUUAGCGACCGUGAUGCCGUUCAUAUACUAUCUGCGUGCCUUGAUAGUUUAUCCAUCGAUCAAAAUAAUUACAUUUUAAAUAGAACAUCCAUUAAAAAUAUUCGGCAACAUUUUCGGAAGGAAAGCGCAGAUAAGGUAAAGUCUGAUUUUUUAAACAAAAAAGUUAAUUUUGUGGUAGUUCACUGGGAUGGUAAAUUACUACCCGAUUUGACUGGUCAAGACAAAGUAGAUCGUCUACCAGUAAUUAUAACUAGCCCUGAUUUAGAGCAGUUACUUGGUGUCCCUCAAAUACCAUCUGGAACAGGGCUAGAAAUAUCAUCUGCAGUAUAUGAUAACCUUGCAAAGUGGUCUUUAUUGGACAAAGUUCAAGCAUUUGUAUUCGAUACAACAGCAUCGAAUACUGGGCGUAUAAACGGGGCUUGUACACUUUUAGAACAAAAGUUAGAUAGGGAUAUUUUAUAUCUUGCAUGCCGCCACCAUGUUUACGAGUUGCUUCUCCAAACUGCAAUUGCUGAAACGAAACUUCAUGUAUCAUCAGGCCCAGAUAUUGCCCUAUUUAAAAGAUUUAAAAGUACUUGGAAUAAUAUUAAUACUAAGAAUAUUAGCAUUUGGAAUACAAAUAAAAAUUUGGAAAAUAUUGUAUCUCCUAAACGCGAAAACAUUUUAUUAUUUUGUCAGGAGGCGAUUUUGAAAAAACAUCCUAGAAAUGACUAUAAAGAGUUUUUAGAGCUUGUAAUUAUAAUUCUAGGAGGAUCACCACCAGGAGGUAUUAUUAUUAGGCAACCUGGGGCUUAUCAUCAAGCAAGAUGGAUGGCUAAAGGCAUUUAUUGUUUGAAAAUUUUUUUACUUCAACAAGAAUUCAAAUUAUCCAAGUCGGAAGAGACUGCAAUAUGCAGAAUAUGUGCAUUUAUUAUAAAAAUUUAUAUAAGGCCGUGGUCUAUGGCUGACCAAUCAUGUGAAGCGCCACUAAACGAUAUGCACUUAAUAAGGACUCUAUAUGAAUAUAAAAAUGAUGAUAAAAUUAUUGCAGAUUCGUGUUUAAAAAAAUUUUUAAAUCAUUUGUGGUACUUUAAUCAAGAAUGUAUUGUUUUUUCAAUAUUUGAUAAUAGAGUUUCGUUAGAAACCCGAAAUAAAAUGGCAAAAAUUAUUUUAAAUAAUUUAUCUACUUACCCAUCAGAUCAAAGCGAUUUUGGUCCAAAAAAAUAUUUUUUAAAAAUAGAUAAUGUGGAGACGUUUCUGAAACAAGAGUUUUUUACAGAUAUGCUUGAACAAAGUUCGGGAUAUUUUUUUAUAAGAUUUAAUAUCGAUACAGAAUUUUUGAAAUUAGACUCCUCGAAUUGGGAAGGUGAUAAGUAUUACCAAGAAGCGAAAAAAAUAGUUAAAUCAAUCCGUGUUGUAAAUGACACUGCUGAAAGGGGUGUGAAAUUGAUGGAGGAGUUCAAUGAUAAACUAACGAAAAAUGAAGCACAAAAACAAUUUAUACUUCAAGUCGUUCAGAAAUAUCGAAAAGUUUUUCCAGAUCACAAAAAAAAAUCGAUGACAGCAACAUUCUAAUUUAAAUGUCAAUUAUGUAAAGAAAAACUAGUACUUUCAUUGACACCUUAGUAUGCUUAUUUAUAAAAUGCAUUUUUUUAAACUUAUAUUAUAGAGUAUAUUUUAUAAUCUUUUUAUGAUUUAUUUUGUAUAUAUUAUAAUCAGUUGUCCCUGUAAACGUAAAUACUUUUAUAAUUGUUUGAUGUACCGAACUAUUCAAAUAUUUUUUUGUUUUCGUCCUGGCGAGGAAAAAAAUCAACCUACGAUAAUUUGUAAAGAUACAAUUUAUAUAGAAAAUAUUAAGGUCUAUAAUUUUUAUUCUAUACAAUUUUUCGUUUUGAGCUUUUGUUGUUGAGAUAUUAGCCGAAAACUAAAAAACCACCCUAUUCAGUGGAUUUUCAACCCUCAUUCGGCACCCGAAGGGGGUAAGUAAAUCUUACGAAACCUAAGGUCCUAUAGCUACAUGCAAUUCAAAUCCUGCAGAAUCUUUUUCAAAUAAAAUCAAUAUUCACGAACCUCAUAGUUUUUCAUAUUUCAUUAAAUGUUCAUACGAUGAAAAUUUGGAUUGCAUGGAGUUAUACCGUGGAGAAAAUUGUGCUAAGGUGUUUAUCGAUAGAUUUAGAAACGAUAUAAACCGUAUAAGUGACAUUUACUCGAAUCCCUUGCCUAUGUUAUCAUUAUUUUUAAAAGAACAACAUGAUCAUUACAUAACAACUGAGUGUCACAUUUGUUACGGUGAAUUACGGCAUCAUGAAAAGGUUUUCGAUCAUUGUCACUUAACGGGGAGAUGUCGUGGCGCAUCGCAUAGAGAUUGUAACCUAAAAUGUUCGGUUCCCUCAUUUGUCCCAGUAAUUAUGCAUAAUAUGCAGAACUAUAAAUCGCAUUUUAUUAUAUCAAAUCUAGGUUUUGGCGAUAGCGACGAGGGGAUUGAAGUUCUGGCUAAAACAAAUGAAAAAUGUAUGUCAAUUAAAAAAGUAAUAAAAAAAUAAAUAAUAAUAAAAAAUCUAAUAAUAAGCGACUGCAUUAAAAUUUAUAGAUUCGUUAAACUUUUUACUAUCUUCUCUUGAAAAAUUAGCUGAAACUUUAUCCCCUGA